Oppiella nova is the source of this 534-nucleotide messenger RNA. NCBI's taxonomy places the organism in Eukaryota, Metazoa, Arthropoda, Arachnida, Sarcoptiformes, Oppiidae. The record is from the annotation of a GenBank genome assembly.
GUAAUGAACCACACGGGCGAACGUCCCUAUAAGUGUACGUGGCCGGGCUGUGAAGCUAACUUCACGUCAUCCGAUUGUCUGCGAUCUCACCAGAAGUCUCACAGCAAUAACCGUCCGUAUAGGUGCGAUUGGCCGGGGUGCGACUCGGCGUUCAAAGCGAACCGCGCGCUCACCAUUCAUAAGGUGAUCCACACGAACGAGAAGGUGUUCCGCUGCAUAUGGGAGGGCUGCGACUUCCGGUGCAACCGCUACCACAUACUGGCCACCCAUAGGCUCAGCCACACGGGCGGCAAGAAGUUCGGGUGCAGUUGGCCGGGCUGUGAGUCCAAGUUUGAUAGGCGUAACAAANGCAAGAAGUUCGGGUGCAGUUGGCCGGGCUGUGAGUCCAAGUUUGAUAGGCGUAACAAAUUGGAGAUGCAUUUAAUGAUACACAGGGGCGACAAACCGCACAAAUGCGAGUGGCCUGGCUGUGAGAAACGGUUUGUCGAGAAGGGCAAUAUGCGUAAGCAUUAUAAUAGUGUUCACGCCAAGGCC